Aspergillus luchuensis is the source of this 405-nucleotide messenger RNA. RefSeq lists its product as uncharacterized. The transcript has a single exon. NCBI's taxonomy places the organism in Eukaryota, Fungi, Ascomycota, Eurotiomycetes, Eurotiales, Aspergillaceae. The record is from RefSeq and is a predicted model, not a curated record. The coding region runs from base 1 to 405 and encodes 134 amino acids.
AUGGCAACUGAAUGGUCGCUUGACUUCUGCCUUGCUUGUGACCGUCAGACCCUAGGGGAACCAUAUUGCUCCCAAGCCUGCAGGCUGGCUGAGCUGGACGCCGUCUCGAAGGAGGCAACAGCACCUCAUGCGAUCGUGUGUCCACAACCAACUAGGGCCCCCAGCCAAGCUGGGCGUUCUGUGACCGGAUCCCUCGCAACAAUGGGAACGGCGCCAGCGGGAUCACCUGGUUCCCAAUACCCCAAAAGGGUACUAUCGCCAUCUUCUUCGCAGACAUCACUGUCGUCGGUCAAGAGCAGCUCAUCACGGUCCUUCGUGGUAGCAAGUCAAUUCAAAAACGAGUUACGGGAUUAUGCAUGCAGCUUCGACCACGUCCGUGACUUGAAAAGACGUUUCGCAUCUUAG